AUGACGGACCAAGCACUAAUGGCGUGCUAUAAAGAAAGCUUGAUCAAUAUGAAAAGAUUUAGCGGUGAUGGAACACGUACAAUCGAUCAGUUUUUCAGCAAUAUUGAACGCAUUGGAAGCAUAGUCAACGCACAAGAGUAUGUGUUAUAUUGUAUGGCAACAUCAAAACUGGAUGCCGAAGCAGCCCGGUGGUACGAAAACAAUUCAACAAUAAUCACAACAUGGUCAACGCUCAAAGCCGCUAUGACCGAACGAUUUAAACCAUUGGAAUCAGCAUCAAAAGCAUUUCAAAAAUUAAUUGAACGGAAACAACAACCAGACGAAUCGGUUACGAAUUAUUAUGAUUCCAUUGUUAAAUUAUGUAGCAAAUAUGAUCCAAAAAUGCCCACGAAAAUGAUAGUGUCUUGUUUGGAAAAUGGAAUUAAAACAGAAUUGAAAACACAAAUCAAACGACAAAUGAAACUGAUAUCGGAAGACGAAUGGACACCACAAAUUUUUUUGAAAGUAGCAAGGAAUGAAGAUGAAUUGCAACAAGACGAACAACAAAAAUUCCAGGCAACCCAACCUUACUUCAUAUAUAAUACUGACCCAACCGCAUCUGUCACAUCAAGACCCUUCUCUCGUCAAUAUUUGUCUCAACGUGUUUCCCAACCUUCUUCACCGUUACCGUGCCAUCAACAGAUGCCUUAUCAACAAAAAACCUCGGUCCAACAGCGAACUCCCGUAUCACGAACCGAAUAUUAUCAGCAGACUCCACCGUUCUCACAAAAUCGAGAUGAAGUACAAAAUGUAUUACCCCACACAAAUCAAAAAUCACGCAUAUCCGCGAAUUUUUCUCCACUCAAUAUCAUUGGGGAAGUAUUGUUAGAGAUCAAAAUACAAGCACACAGAACAUACAUAAAAGCAGACGUAGCCACAAAUCUGGUCAGGGGAUGUGGUAUUGAUGAACGUUUGGCAACAGGUAUACCUCAAGUAUUAGUUGGAAUGGAUCGUAUUCGAUAUUUAGUUGGUGAACGAGAAAUGCGUCAAUUACAAACACAAUAUGCAAUAAAUGACUGUUUAUCAUUAACAAAAUUAAUGUUUCCCGUCGUAUAUGAUUGGACACCAGAACAAGUGGAAAAUUACGAAACAUCAUUGCAAUCACCGCUUAUAUCACCCCGCACUCUUUGGUUGCGAGUUUUGGAACACUUUCAAGUGACCUAA
Didymodactylos carnosus is the source of this 1203-nucleotide messenger RNA. The record is from the annotation of a GenBank genome assembly. Lineage: Eukaryota; Metazoa; Rotifera; Eurotatoria; Philodinida; Philodinidae.